Scomber scombrus (Atlantic mackerel) is the source of this 6383-nucleotide messenger RNA. It is a transcript of the gene igsf3, whose product is annotated as immunoglobulin superfamily, member 3. Lineage: Eukaryota; Metazoa; Chordata; Actinopteri; Scombriformes; Scombridae. The transcript has 9 exons. The coding region runs from base 920 to 4090 and encodes 1056 amino acids. The record is from RefSeq and is a predicted model, not a curated record.
AAUAACCUUGGAGAAGGAAACGCCGGACUCUUCUUUUAUGGGAUCAGGGGAUCAGAUCACAAUCAAAACAGAUUAUAAUUAACCAGGAGUGUUUGGACUCUUGUUCACGCUUGUUGACGAUCAAGCCGUUUGUGGAGUAGAUUUUUUUUGUAGUAGUGGUGUAUGGAUUAGGACACCGGCUCAGUAGUGGUGGCACAACUGAGGAGCCGACGCUGUGAAGUGAAAGUAUUCAUUGAUUCAUCAGAUUUAUUGUGUCAGAGCACAAAGCCUUGUCUGCUUCAUCUAGAGCGCCCGCCCAUUGGGGUUUCUGCGGAGCGAUAGUGGGAGAUUGAUUGUAGUCUCCGGGAUUUGCCGUGGAGAAAGCCAGAGCCUGUCUGGACUGCGAUUUGCUCUCUCAUCAGAGGAAGAGCUGGAUAGGAAAUUUGACUUUAUUUCAGCCUAGCUGCGUACAGAUCUGCCUGUAGGCUACACGUUUAGUUCUCUGGCCGUGUCUUUAACCAGGUAUCCGAAUAACGCGCGAGUCACGCAGGACUUUUUGUCUUUCACCGAGGAGGCUGCAAGCGUGAAUCGCCUCCGCAGUCUCGGAUGCGUAGUAAACGGGGAGUGGGUUGGGUCGCCCAGGCGCCUGGCAUACGCACACGUCGUCAGCGAUAAUUAAAAAAAAAGAGAGAGAGAUAGGUGAGGGUGAAAGCGAGGGGAAGAGAGACCGGAGGCUUUGUGAAGCAGGAGGACACCGGGGAGGUGAGUCGGACACUGACUGUGGAUUUGACUCCCAAAUACAAGCCCCGGCAGCUUUUGUCGCCCGGGAUUCGUAGAUCCUCCUCUUCUUCCUUAUUCCGGACAAGUGGUCAAGCACAGCGUCAAACCCGGCCAGGCAUCCCCUCGUCAUAUUGGAAGUGAAUCUGCGGGGCAACAUACAAUGGCAACCGGUGCGCUCCUUCUAGCCUGUGCUCUGUUUGCCGGUGUUGCCGUGGCCCAGAGAGUUGUAACUGUGCAGAGUGGACCGUUGAUACGGACCGAGGGCUCCCAUGUGACCAUCUUGUGCAACGUGACGGGCUACAAAGAGGGGCUGGAGCAGGACUUUGAGUGGUCCAUGUACCUGCCAUCAGUACCGGACAGGGAGAUCCGCAUCGUGAGCACUGCUCAGCCAAACUAUGCCUACGCUGUUUAUGCCCAGAGGGUGAAUAGCAAAGAGAUCUAUGUGGAGAGGCUGAGCGGCGACUCAUCCAUGCUUCACAUCACCAAAGUGCAGGCCAAGGACCAGGGUCUAUUUGAGUGUUACACACCCAACACAGAUGGCCGGUACCUGGGAUCCUACAGUGCACGCACCAACCUCACUGUUAUUGCUGACUCAUUGACAGUAGCAGCUCAAGUCCAGACUCUGUCCAAGGUGGAGGGCGACACACUGCAACUUACCUGUGAAGUGUCUCGCACCACAAUGCAACACACUCACUUGUCAGUGGGUUGGUACCUGCGGUCCCCGGAGGACGGAGCUGCUCCGCCUCAAGAGCUGGUCACUCUGUCAAGGGAUUUUGUUCUGCGCUCCGGGGGAUUGUACCGGCAAAGGAUGAUCGCAGGGGACCUCAGACUUGACAAAACCAGUGCCACGUCCUACAGGCUGACCAUUCAUAAGCUGCAGCCAGUGGACCAGGGCCUGCUCUACUGCCAGGCUGCUGAGUGGAUUCAGGACCCAGAUGACAGCUGGUUUGCCAUGACACGCAAGCAGAGUGACAAGACUCAGCUCCGCGUUCAACCCACUGAUCGGGACUUCAGCAUCCAGGUGAGCACGGAGCGACGGUCCUUCACGGCCGGUGAGCCGCUGGAGCUUCGCUGCACCAUUGAGGCCCAGAAUGUCCCCGAGCGCUUCUUCUCGGUGUCGUGGGUCUUCAGCAGCUCACCGGUGGCCGUGGUGGGCCCCAGUGCCGUGCCUGUCCUGGGCUCCGAUUAUGUCGACCGCGAGGCUGCUGGUCACAUGACUGUGCGUAAAGAGAGCAACAACGUGCACCUGCUCAAGCUGCAGCACCUACGCCCUGAGGAUUCUGGAAAAUACAUUUGCCGUGUGACGGAGCGAGAGAAGACACCAACGGGAGACUUCAUCGACCGCAGCAAGAGGUCCCGUAAUGUUCAAAUCACAGUCCAGCCACUCAAGAGCAACAUCACAGUGUUGCUGUCCAGUAACUCCUCAGAGGUCCUAGAGGGCAACGUGAUGCAGUUGACCUGCUCAGUGCACUCUACGACAGGCCCCCUGUCUGUCAUCUGGCAGUGGACGGACAAGCAAACAACCGGACCAGCCCAAGAGGUGGCCUCUGUGGAUCGGGAUGGCACUGUAUGGCAUAGCCCCAAUUACAGAGAGCGCUCCAGCUAUGGAGAGAUUCGUGUGGAGAAGGUGCGGGCUGACACAUUCUCUCUGUCCCUGUAUAAUGCCUUGCCUGGAGACGAGGGCCAGUACCGCUGCACAGCCACUGAGUGGUUUCAAACCGGAACUGAACCAGAUCUAACCUGGGAGAAGAUAGGAGAGAAGUCAGCCACCAAGACAAUCACUGUUAAGACUGUUGAAUCCUCCUUCAUGGUAUCCGCCUCGUCACGGACACCAUCCGUAACAUUCGGAGACUCCUUUGACCUCCUGUGCCUGGUCAAGCCCCGUCACAACCCUCGUGUCCCCACAUCCGUCACCUGGCGCUUCAUGCCAGCUGGCUCAGAAGUGGACGACGAGAGCCAGGGAGAGUUCAAAGAUCUGGUGACUUUCACCCGAGAGGGCACGCUGCAGUGGGGGGAACAGUUGCUAGGACUGGGUACUCGCACCACGGUGGACCGUUCCCACUCCAACACAAAUUUCCGGCUAUCAGUGACACGGGCAGGACGCCGCGAGGCAGGCAAAUACCAGUGCACUGCCGUCCUGUGGAGGAAGAAUUACGACAACAGCUGGAGCAGAGUAGCCAACCGUACAUCCAACCUGCUUGGCAUCAGCGUCCUACAGCCAGAGAGUAAGCUGCGAGUGCAAAAGACCAACCAGUCUCAGGUGUACCUGGAGGACAGUCGUGUCAGGAUCAAUUGCUCCAUCGCCUCCCAGACCAGCCAGGACUCCCAGCACGCUGUGCUGUGGUACGUGAGGCGCGCAACGGGGUCAGAGGCUGAUGAGCUCCUGCUGAGAAUUGAGCGCUCUGGGGCCUUUGAGUAUGGCGCCUACGCGGAUGAAGAGAGACUGCGACGCCGUGUACAGGCGGAGAGGCUGUCACCUCGCCUCUAUGUGCUGACACUGAACAAGGCAGAGAGCAGCGAUUCUGGGACAUAUUACUGCCUGGUGGAGGAGUGGCUGAAUGACCCAGAUGGAGCAUGGUAUCGACUCUCCCGGGAGUCCUCAGGGUUCACGCAGGUUCUGGUUCGACAACCAGAGGUUCGACUGCAGGUGGAGGAGAUGGAGUCAAACGUCACAGUGCCGGAGUCUGGCUCUAUCCGACUGGGCUGUAGCAUUCCUUCUCAGUCCUCCCGGGACUCCCGCUUCUCCGUGUCCUGGUACGUGGAGCGCUCCGAAGAUAAUGAUGUGGAGGAACAGCCGGGCGAUGAAGAGAGAGAGCGGGAGUGCGUGUUCUCCAUAGGACACGAUGCUGUUUUUGGAAAUGGAAACUGCAGCCCCAGAGAGGAAGCAGGGCCAAAUUCACGCCUGCAGUUCGAGCGGAUGACCUCCGACCAGUACAGCCUAACCAUUCAAGGAGCACGGCCAACAGACACAGGCCGAUACUACUGCCAUGUAGAGGAGUGGCUGCUUAAUCCCCGCAAUGCAUGGUACCGCCUGGCUACCAAUAAUUCUGGGCUAACUAUCGUCAAUGUACUGCAACAAGUGUCCACUCUCCAGUCGGUUGUGUGCUCCAAUGACUCCCUCUUCUACUUCGUCUUCUUUUACCCAUUCCCCAUCUUCGGCAUCCUCCUCAUCGCCUUGCUGCUAGUGCGCUACAAGAGCCGCAACAAUAGCAAGAGCCAAGAAGGCAAGAACGGUGCCCCGCUCCUGUGGAUUAAAGAACCUCACCUUAGUUACUCUCCCACAUGUCUGGAUCCACCUGCACUCAGCUUGCACCCCGGCUCCGUUGACUAAGCGAGGGUCCUGCAUUCUGCCACGCGCACAUCGCGGAUCCAGCCAACAGAAUGUCAGGGAGCGUAUCUGGACUCCACCUUCAGACCUUACUGUCGUUCACUGCUGUGUUGAGUUAGUCAAUCAGUUGAUCAGUUUAAAAAUUCCAACCCUGGUGGAUGCCUGUUUUAUGGUGUGCGUGUGUGUGAGUGUGGACUGGAAUGGGUGUGCCGUGUUACCACGAGUAAUUGUGCGAGUGAGAAUCGAAGGGCAAGAGAGUACCAUGAGCCUCUCAAUUAUUUGUUUUCUGUGAAACUUAGUCUCAUAGCUGCAUUUUGAUUUUUAUUAUUCUGAAUAUUUGUCUAUUUUUCAAAAGAAAAGAAACUGUGCACAUGGGAUCAUUGGCCAAUCUGGGAAGAACAUUUAAGAGAAGGAACUCUAUAAUCAACUCCGGCAAUGAGUGGAUGCCAAAAAAGUCUUCGCAAUGAUCCAAGAGCAGCCUGGCCCACUAUGUUGGUUGCCAUAGUAAUGCUCUGCUCCCACUGACUCCGUAGCUGAUGACUUGGUUGCCAGCCUGCAUAGAGACAAAGCAAAGGACACACAAGUCUGUGUCCUAAGUGAGGAUGUGUGUAUGUGUGCCGGCCCACCUGCCUCCACAAUGAAUUUGCCUUGGCAGACAGAAACAGGUCCUGGUGCGCCACUUAAACACUGCCAGACACUCUGGCCUUAGUGAGAGACUGCUCCGCUCUUCUCUUCUAUCCUCCUCCUCUCCAAAAAGAGACAGCGAGAAAAGAAAGAGGGAGGGAAGGAGGUCGGAAAGGAUGGAGAAUAAAUGAACAGCUCUCCUGCUGAGAUAUACGUAUUUUGACAUAAGGGAUUUUUUUUUUCAGUGCCAAGACCUCCUUAUUUCCACGCUGUCCUCUGCAGCUAAUGUUUGAAGUUUUAAAGAGAGGAGGAAAGCGGAUUGGUUCUGAGGCAGAUUGAAUAUGUCUGCUUACCUCCUGCUGUGGGUUUAGGGGCCUUGUAGGCAAAAGGGCAAUUUUUACACUCAUGUUAAAUCAGUUGAAUUGUCCUGCUUACAUUACACAGUGGGGGUUAUUGACUGAAAUUAAAUUCUUGCACAUUUCUUUAAGUUGCCCUGUACAACCACUAUGUCCUGUCUUUGAAAGAUAUCAGAAUUUGAAAAGAUGCAUAUUAGUUUAAAAAAGACUUUUGAUUUAUUAAGAGCCACACUGAAGAUUACUGAUAUGUAGAUGUGUAGGAAAUCACUCUAAAAAUGUUAUCUGCACAUUACAUGAAAACUCAUUUAUGGGCGGGGGCAAAUGUUUGACUUUUGUGUUUAUUUUAAAGAUUUUUCUAUUUAUUGUUUUAUACUACUUUGCAUAGCUUUGUAAGAUUUUCUUUUUUGCUUUGAAAUUCCUUAAGAACUGUGCUGCUUGUGUUGCCAGGCAACUGCACCAAGUAGAUUAUGUCAAUAGCCUGUGUGAUGGCAAUGUGGUAGAUGUAGAAAUGCUAGAUUUGUCCUGCGCAUUGCAGUCUGUAGCAUUUCAUACCAGGUUGUCAAGUUCGGUCAGUGUCAAAACACUGUAUAUCUAUACCUAUAAUGAAAUUUACUGUGGCUUUACAUGUACAAUAGUUGAACAGAAAAGUCACAAAAAUGGAUUCACUUGAUGCUUUUUGCUUGAGUCGCUUUUAUUUAGUGAAAUGUGAUGUAACACCUAGGUAGGAUGUUUGAUCAAAGACUGAUGAAACUGAACUGUUAGAACAUCUUCUAAUCAUGGAUUCUAGCUGAGGGCGUCCUCCUCAGCUCCCCUGACACAAGGCAGAAGGGUUGCAAAUCUGUCACCUUUCCCUGGAAUGCAACAGCCAGGAGAGGUGUGAAAUCCUCUACCCGAUCUGGGCCUAACCCUCUCACUGCCAGACUGGACAUGAAAACUCUCGAAACUUGACAUUGUUCUUUCAAUCGUGUCAACAUGUAUAUUGCAUGACAAUAUUGCAGGAGGAAUUUUGAUGUUUUGUAAACUUUGAACUCUUUGAGCAUUGUGUUUGUGUGACAGAGCAGUGCCCAAACCCCCCCAACUUCCUGAGCCAAGCGCCAACGCAAAGCCUGGUCCCUCGUUAUUUACGAUAUCUGACUGCCAAUUCCAGAUGUCCUUCAAUCAUGUGAAGUGGUUUAUUUCAAGAAUGGCUGUUGUGGAGAUUGUGUUUGAUAUUAUUGCUAAUAGUUGUCUUUUUAAAUGCUUUGCUUCUUGCAGCAUUCAUUAAACAGAUUUGUGUCAAAACACCAAAAGCAAGUAACUGAUACUCACACAAAUCA